Molecule: messenger RNA, 2470 nt
Organism: Austrofundulus limnaeus
Lineage: Eukaryota; Metazoa; Chordata; Actinopteri; Cyprinodontiformes; Rivulidae
Gene: scap
Product: SREBF chaperone
Biological process (GO): regulation of cholesterol biosynthetic process; SREBP signaling pathway
Cellular component (GO): Golgi membrane; endoplasmic reticulum membrane; SREBP-SCAP complex
Molecular function (GO): protein binding; sterol binding
Source: RefSeq, a predicted model, not a curated record
GUACAUCAGCAUCUUACCUGUCAUUCCUGUCACCAUUCACUUGAGGCCCCAGGAGGCCAUCGACACGCGCCACCCUCAGGAUACCAGACACCCUCCACUUUCCAUCCCUAAAGUCUCUGCAGACUUACAGACGGACCUCACCCUCUACAAGGUGGCAGCUCUGGGCCUGGCUGCUGGCGUCCUGCUGGUCCUCCUGCUCUUCUGUCUCUACCGGGUUCUGUGCCCUCGUAACUACGGCCAGAACGGCGUGGCUCACGGGCGCCGGCGGCGAGGCGACCUGCCCUGCGACGAAUACGGUUACUCCCCACCUGUCAGUGAGAUCUCACCGCUGCUGCUGCGAGGCCACAGCAUGGACAUAGAGUGUUUGGCCAGUGAUGGGAUGCUGCUGGCCAGCUGUUGUCUGGCUGGACAGAUUCGUGUUUGGGACGCUCAGACUGGUGACUGUCUGACCGUCAUUCCAAAGCAAGGGUUGAGACGAAGCAGCAGCAGUGGCUGCUGGGACCAGCGAGACGUCUGGGACAAUAUAAGCGGAACCACAGAGUCAGACUGUGCGUGUGAACCUCGAGACCCCUCCAUCGGCUGCGACGGGGUACCAGAGGACAAGUGUUACCCCCUGAGACGCCGCAGUUCGCCCACCCGCCCGCCUCUGUUCACCGACCAGCCUGAUCUGACUCCUCUCAUCGACACCAACUUCACCUCCCAGCCGCCCUGCAGCCCCCCCACACCACCCAGAGGAGGCUUUGACUUUGGAGGACUGGUGAAGCGGGCCUACAUGGAGCACGAGCCGCCAUCACCUUCCACCUACCCCUCUCCGUCCUCGGCCUCCUCCUCGCCUCCUACAGGAGGUCAGGUCCAGAGGAGUCUAUGCUUAGGGGAGUCAGCUGGGCUGUCGAACCCAGAGAAAGACUCUGGAGCCGGGGCAUCUUCGCCAGCAGCGUCUGGAGACUGGGAGAGCUCCGUCUGGGCCAUGGAGCUGAGAGGAAACCUGAUUGCUGCUGGGAGGAGCAGUGGCAAACUGGAGCUGUGGGAUGCAGUUGAAGGCUCGCUGCGGUGCAGUAAUGAAGACGGUGUUUCUGGGAUCACAGCUCUGGCGUUUCUCAACAACAGGAUUGUGGCGGCCCGGCUGAACGGGUCUUUAGAUUUCUUUACUGUUGAGAUUAACAAACCUUUAGGUCUCCUGCAGUACAGAGGGGCCCCUGGGCGAGGCAGCAUGCCCCCAUCUCCCUGUUACAGCAGUGAAGACCUGAUCAGCUGCCAGCUGACGCGCUCCGUGCAGUGCGCUCACCAGAAACCCAUCACGGUGCUGCGAGCGGCCGCCGGCAGGGUCGUCACCGGCAGCCAGGACCACACAGUCCGGGUUUACCGCCUGGAGGACUCGUGCUGCCUCUUCACACUGCAGGGUCACUCUGGAGGGAUCACAGCCAUCUAUAUUGAUCAGACGAUGGUUCUGGCGAGCGGCGGGCAGGACGGAGCCAUAUGUUUGUGGGACGUCCUGACAGGAAGUCGCGUCAGCCACGUCUACGGCCACCGCGGUGACGUCACCUCGCUGGUCUGCACCAUCUCUUGCGUCAUCAGCUCAGGACUGGAUGACAUCAUCUGCAUUUGGGACCGCAGCACUGGGAUCAAACUGUACUCAAUCCAGCAGGAGGUGGGUUGUGGGGCCAGUCUGGGCGUGAUCUCCGAGUCCCUGCUGGUGACGGGGGGCCAGGGCUGCGUCUCCUUCUGGGACCUGAACUUCGGCGACCUGCUGCAGACGGUCUACCUGAGCCCGAGCGGCGACGGUCAGGGCGUCCGGCAGCUGCUGGUGCUCGACAACGCCGCCAUCGUCUGCGACUUCGGCAGCGAGCUCAGCCUGGUAUACGUGCCUUCGGUGCUGGAGAAACUGGACUGAGGGAAGGGGUCAGCAGCUGAAACUGGUGGGAACAUUUUAAAACAUCCACAAAUUAAUUUUUUGGGGUUUUUUUUUAGCACUGUGUUUUAAAUAUAGAAGUUGAGGAAGAAAAGCUGGAUGCUUUUCUCUUAUCAAUUCCCUUUUUUAUGUAUAAAUAUAAGCUUGUUUUUUUUUUUUUUUUUUUUUUUMUUUUMUCUUUUUGUGGCUCUGCCCUUUAUGCUGCUGACAUGGGUGGGGCUUCACUGUGACCCCCACCCUCUACAAGAGGAAACUUAAUGAUUCCCUCUAGGUUUUUUUUAUAUUCCUGCUGUGCUGUUGACUCGAUGAAGUGCAGCCAUGAUGACCCUGACGGCUCUAAGGCCUGUUGGGAUUAACGGAGCAGUUGUAUGAAUGAAUGAAUGAUUAAUUUGGACUCUUAAAGGCAAAAAAAACUGCCAGGAGCAAAAAUCAGUUUGUGAACUGUAUGUGUGAGGGAGAACUGCUGAUUACUGUAUAAAGUAAACCUCCAGUGGGGGAUGUUUUUAUAUGUAAAAAUCUACUAUUUAUUAGUGAAACCGUUUGAGUAACAGUUGGUUUUUG